UAAAGUUGGGAACUUUGGGAAGAAUUGUAAAAGAAGAUGGGCAAAACAGUAACUUUAGAACUAGCUGGAAAGACCGACCGCUGCUUGAGUUUGAAGCAUCGGUGGCUCGGAAGUCCCAACCGAACCAAACCGAAAUAAACAACCUUAAAAACCAAUCUUAAAUGAAUCCCAACCAACCUUUCCUUUUCUUCUUCUAACUUCUGUUAAAACCCAAAGCAAAACCCUUCUAAACAAAAACGAAAAAACUAGUUCCAAUGGCGAGCAGUUCGGUCAACUUGGAAGAUGUACCAUCCGAAUCACUGAUGAGUGAGCUUCUUCGCCGUAUGAAAUGCGCCUCCAAACCCGAGAAGCGCCUCAUCCUCAUUGGUCCACCUGGAUCAGGAAAAGGUACUCAAUCACCAAUGAUUAAGGAUGAGUACUGCUUGUGUCACUUGGCCACUGGUGAUAUGCUAAGAGCUGCUGUUGCUGCUAAAACCCCACUUGGUAUCAAGGCCAAGGAGGCUAUGGAUAAGGGAGAACUUGUUUCUGAUGACCUGGUCGUUGGCAUUAUCGAUGAAGCGAUGAAGAAACCUUCAUGUCAAAAAGGUUUCAUUCUUGAUGGAUUUCCAAGGACUGUAGUCCAAGCACAGAAGCUUGAUGAAAUGCUUGAAAAGCAAGGAGCUAAAAUCGAUAAGGUGCUCGAUUUUGCAAUUGAUGAUGCGAUCUUGGAGGAGAGGAUUACUGGUCGCUGGAUCCACCCUGCUAGUGGUAGGACCUACCAUACAAAAUUUGCACCGCCUAAAGUUCCUGGCAUUGAUGAUGUGACUGGGGAACCUUUGAUUCAGCGUAAAGAUGAUACUGCAGCUGUUCUCAAGUCAAGGCUAGAGGCAUUUCACAAGCAAACUGAACCGGUGAUCGAUUAUUACUCCAAGAAGGCAUAGUUGCAAAGCUUCAUGCGGAGAAGUCUCCGAAAGAGGUAACAGAUGAUGUUAAAAAGGUACUUUCAUGAUCAAACCUCAGUGGGGAUGAAGUUUCGAAAGUGCUUUCGACUCAUGAAUGUUGGUUCUCUUAACUUACAGAAAAAGAACCU
Messenger RNA from Durio zibethinus, 1069 nucleotides. Its product is annotated as adenylate kinase 4. Gene Ontology annotation, biological process: nucleobase-containing compound metabolic process. Gene Ontology annotation, molecular function: ATP binding; AMP kinase activity. The record is from RefSeq and is a predicted model, not a curated record. NCBI's taxonomy places the organism in Eukaryota, Viridiplantae, Streptophyta, Magnoliopsida, Malvales, Malvaceae.